CCCGGUAGCCUUGGUCAUGAUCUAAAUAUUCUCUGUCCGUACGAAUCGUCCGCAGCAGAGAAAAGUGAAUUGAAAUACUCUGAUCUCGUCCUAAAAACAACACAAAAUGUCGUUCAUAUCCCGUAACCUCAUCCAAGCUUGCCUGCGGGUUUCUUCCGGAGUCGGCUUCCGGCAAUCUAGUCUGAUGCAUACGAGCCGGGUCUUGGCUGCAGCUCAGGUUCAAAAGCCAGCACCAUCGUUCAAAGGGACUGCUGUUAUCAACAACGAUUUUCGUGAAAUUAAGCUGGAGGACUACCGUGGAAAAUAUUUGGUCCUUUUCUUUUACCCGUUAGAUUUCACGUUUGUCUGUCCUACCGAGAUUAUUGCAUUUAGUGAUCGUAUCCAAGAUUUUAAAGCACUGAACACGGAAGUUGUGGGUGUUUCGGUAGAUUCACACUUCUCGCAUCUUGCAUGGGUUAACACGCCACGGAAGGCAGGCGGGCUUGGUAAGCUGGAAUAUCCGUUGCUGGCAGACCUCACGAAGAAAAUAUCGGCCGAUUACGGCGUGCUGCUGGAGGAGGGUAUAUCCCUACGCGGUUUAUUCAUCAUCGACCCAAACGGCGUUGUGCGUCAGAUAACGAUUAACGAUUUGCCGGUCGGACGGUCAGUUGACGAAACCAUAAGAUUGAUCAAAGCAUUCCAGUUUGUUGAAAAGCACGGAGAAGUGUGUCCGGCCAACUGGGAACCGAACGCAAAUGCCGCCACAAUCAAACCAAAUCCGAAAGAGUCGCGCGAAUAUUUUGAAAAACAAAAUAAAUAGAUUUUGUUGAGAUGUAUUUGCACAAUACGAAAUACAGGUGAUUAAAAGCGGA
Molecule: messenger RNA, 851 nt
Organism: Anopheles coustani
Lineage: Eukaryota; Metazoa; Arthropoda; Insecta; Diptera; Culicidae
Product: peroxiredoxin-2
Exons: 3
Coding region: 107-799 (230 amino acids)
Biological process (GO): cell redox homeostasis; cellular response to stress; hydrogen peroxide catabolic process
Cellular component (GO): cytosol; mitochondrion
Molecular function (GO): thioredoxin peroxidase activity
Source: RefSeq, a predicted model, not a curated record